Molecule: messenger RNA, 3798 nt
Organism: Monodelphis domestica (gray short-tailed opossum)
Lineage: Eukaryota; Metazoa; Chordata; Mammalia; Didelphimorphia; Didelphidae
Gene: DOC2A
Product: double C2 domain alpha
Biological process (GO): spontaneous neurotransmitter secretion; exocytosis; regulation of calcium ion-dependent exocytosis
Cellular component (GO): extrinsic component of synaptic vesicle membrane; synapse; membrane
Source: RefSeq, a predicted model, not a curated record
GACCAAGGGGGCAGUGAGAGGGGGGGAGAAAGGAGGGAGAGACCAAGGGGGGAGUGAAGGCAGGGGAGCCUGAGGGAAGGACCAAGGGAGGGAAAUGAGGCAGAAAUGAGGCUGGUGGAACCAAGUCCCUUCCCCCUCGGCGGAGUCAAAAAUCAAUGUUCUGUGGUGUGAGGAGGGGGAGCCUGGGACCAAGAGGGUUGAAGGAGGCUUGGAGUGGGGGAAAGGAUGAGCAAGUAUUUCCAUGGCAACCAGGACCCAGUGCUUCCCUGAAUUUGGCAGAGCCAGUCAUACCUCAGGCCCAGUCACCUGGGACCCAAGAGGGAGGCACUGAGUAAAUUAAGGAUGGGAGGGGGGAGUGGGCCAGCGCCCUGGGGGGGUUCUAAGACGGGAGUAGGAACAGACACAAGGGGGGGGUGAGGGGGAGUCUAUGGGAAAAAAGGGGAAGAGAGGGGACUCCCGGAUCCUGCGAGGAGGGAGCUGGGAAAUACCAGGCAUUUCUCACUCUGUCCCUGGUGUUGGGAAUCCUGGAAACCCAGAACUCUGUGUCUGUACGAAUGUGUGUUUGUGUGUGCAUGUUCAUUUGUAUGAAUGUGUGUGAACAGGGAUGUGUGUGUAUAAGCAGGGGAUUUUGACAUAGCACAUACAUGCAUGAUCACAUGUGAAUUGUGGGAUCAUCUUUUUCUGGGAGACAGGAAUCUGUCUGGGAAUAAGUGUGAAUAACUGGGGAGUGUGUAAAUGUGUGUCAGAGAGUGUGUCUCUGCCCAUGCAUGAUGUGUGUGGGAAUGAUAGAUGGGAACAUGUCUGGGAAUGCAUGUGGGGGGUUUGUGUGUGUGAAUGGAGCUGUGUAAGCCUGGGAAUGGGAGGGGGGGUGCAGUGCUGGCUAUGUAUAUGAGUGUCUGUGUAUUUACCUCCUACCCAAGCCUGUUUCUGUUCUUUGUCUGUCCCUCUGUCCCUCUGUCUUCAUCCCUCUCCCUCUCCCUCUUCCUUGCUUCAUCUUCGCCUCCACCUCCCUCACCCCCUCCUCCCCACCAGUGUCUCUCUCUCUCUCUCUCUCUCUCUCUCUCUCUCUCUCUCUCUCUCUCUCUCUCUCUCUCUCUCUCCCGCUCUCUCUCUCUCUCUCUCUCUCUCUCUCUCUCUCUCUCUCUCUCUCUCUCUCUCUCUCUCUCUCUCUCUUUCUCUCUCUCUCUCUCUCUCUCUCUCUCCCUCUCUCUCUCUCUCCCUCUCCCUCUCUCUCUCUCUCUCCUCUCUCUCACACACACAAGCACGCACAGCCGGACUCCGCUCUCUCCACCUCUGGAAUCUCCUCCUAUUUCUGCGUUCCCUGCUGUUACCUCUCCCUGCACCUCCUGAGGCACCCUUUCUGCUGUCCCCCUGGUUCUCAAGCACCUGUUGGACCACAGAGACAGGGGGGAACGUGUGAAUGAGGGGCCGGAGGGGUGACCGUAUGACCAUCAACAUCCAGGAGCACAUGGCCAUCAACGUGUGCCCUGGCCCCAUUCGACCCAUCCGGCAGAUCUCUGACUACUUUCCUCGGUUAGGGCCUGAGGGUGGAGGGAGUGGAGCAGACCCCCAAGCCCAGCUCUCCCCAGGGGCUGGGGCUGCAGCUACACCCAGUCUGCCCACCCUGACUCUGUCCCCUGGGGCUGGUAUUCGAGGGGCUGGAGCCUCUGAGGAGGGGGCUGAAGUGGACAGCUAUGACUCAGAUGACACCACUGCCCUGGGCACACUGGAGUUUGACCUUCUCUAUGACCAGGCAUCUUGCACCCUCCAUUGCAGCAUUCUCAGGGCUAAGGGCCUCAAGCCCAUGGACUUCAAUGGCCUGGCUGAUCCCUAUGUCAAACUACACCUCCUGCCUGGGGCCUGCAAGGCCAACAAGCUGAAGACCAAGACUCAGAGGAACACACUGAAUCCCGUGUGGAAUGAAGACUUAAUGUAUCGGGGGAUUACUGAUGAGGACAUCACUCGGAAGGUGCUCAGGAUCUCUGUUUGUGAUGAGGACAAACUGAGCCACAAUGAGUUCAUUGGGGAGACCCGGGUACCACUGCGGCGUCUCAAACCUUCCCAGAAGAAGCACUUUAACAUAUGUCUGGAACCACAGGUCCCGUUGGCAUCACCUUCCUCUAUGACUGCUGCCCUGAGAGGCAUUUCCUGUUAUCUGAAAGAGCUGGAGCGAGCAGAACAGGGCCAGGGCCUGCUGGAAGAGCGGGGCCGAAUCCUGCUCAGCCUCACCUAUAAAUCUCAGCGUCGGGGGCUGCUUGUGGGUAUUGUUCGAUGUGCCCACCUGGCAGCCAUGGAUGUCAAUGGCUAUUCAGAUCCCUACGUCAAGACGUACCUGAGGCCAGAUGUUGAGAAGAAAUCAAAGCACAAAACAUCAGUGAAGAAGAAAACUCUGAAUCCUGAAUUUAAUGAGGAAUUCUUCUAUGAGAUGGAGCUCCCUGCUCUGGCCACGAAGACCCUAGAGGUCACCGUCUGGGACUAUGACAUUGGCAAAUCUAAUGACUUCAUUGGUGGGGUGUCCUUAGGUCCCAAUUCACGGGGAGAGGCCCUGAAACACUGGGGGGACUGUCUUCGAAGACCAGACGUGACCCUGGAACGGUGGCAUACCCUGACCAGUGAAUUACCCCCUGCUGCUGCCUCCUUCUCUACCUAAGACCCAGAGAAGAUCCCAGCCAACCAGCCCCACCAACAAAGGCUACUUCCAAUCAGAUGAAGAAAGAGAAUGUGGGAGACCAGGGGCUUCAGUUAGGUGGCUCCCCCUCUUCACUCUUGUGAAGUGAAGAGGGUAUAAGGGUUGGGAAGAGGGAAGCCAAGUUCUUUAUCAUCUCUUUGGGCUCGGGAAGGGGCAGAAGUCCAUUUGUUUCAGCCCAGGGAAGAAGAGAACUUGGCAACAGGCUGCUUUCCAGAAAGAGGCCCUUAAGAACCUUAGCAAGAAUGGGAGCAAAGAGGGGGCAAGGAAGAGCCCCCUCUUGGGGGUGGGGGGACCACAGGGCCAUGUGAUUGUUACUCAGCUUCGCACGAGUGUGUUGCACGUUUACAUGGGGACAGGGGAGGGAGAAGCUGCUUCUCCCUCUCCCCCCUCAACACUUACUGUCUUAUUUUGUGAGAUUCACUUUGUUACUGUGGGGAUGUCUUUUUUUGUGAGGGGAUGGGUGGGGCUAUAUAUGCAAAUUUCCUACUGCCUGAUGGGAUAUUAUAUGCAAAUGAACCAUACCACUCGCAUGUGCAAGGGGAGGGAGAGAAUUUAUUGCCCCCUCCUUCCCCCCAACCAGGUCAUUUCUCCUCUUGUCCACUUCUCCAAGCUGCCCCGGCUAAACUCCCCACAGGGGGAGUAAACCGGAUAAGGAGGGGGUUAAGGAGGGAGAAAAUUUCAGAAAACAAAAUAAAACCACCAAGCACCCCUUUAAUAAAAGUCUGCAGUAAAAAACAAAAACAAAACAAACUAGCCCUAUCUAGCUGCCCCAUUAAAAUGGUAGCUGGUGCAAGGGUCUUUGCCUUCAGGGAGGGGAGGCAGAGGUCCCCUUGGCUGCCCCUUUUUCUUCUGGCUGCAUCCAGGGCGAGAGGAAGGCAAAGCAUAUGGCAGCAGGGGGUGAGGAAGCCCUGUGCUGACCUCUAGAGUCCAUCUGCCUUCCCUGCACACCACCGGCUGCAAAUCCAAAUGCGGCAUGUGCCAGCUUUCAGGGCUGGGGGCUGCCUCCCCGCCUCUUCUUUGGGGGCGCCUUGCUGCAUGUUUACGCCUCUUCUGAUUGUCAAUGUCCAGACCAAUAAGACUGGGCAUCAAUAAAUGUCUCCAAAAACACA